AUGGUUGACAAAAAAACAACUAAAAAGCAGCAUGGCAAUAGGCUAUUGCAAGGGCUAAAUUAUGUUGCUGUAGACUCAAAACCAUUGCCAUAUGACACUUUUGCAAUUACUUUAGUCGUUGCUAUAUUUAAGAUCAACACUGCCCUGAGACUUGAUGGAAGUGAAGCUGAAGAUGUUGAAGUGCCUAAAAAUCCUUCUGAGUUCACUGAGGAAGAUGAGAAAGAAGUGCACAAGGAUAACAAGGCUAUGAACAUUCUGUUCAAUGGUAUUGAUGAUGACAUGUUUGAUAGUGUUAUCAACUGUCCAACUGCAAAGGAAGUAUGGGACACCAUUCAAACCUUAUGUGAAGGAACUGAUCAAGUUAGGGAAAACAAAAUGCAGCUGUUUGUUCAACAGUAUGAGAGCUUUCACUCUAAAUCUGAACUGGAAAAGAACUCCAAAAGGGAGAAAACUGUGGCUCUUGUGGCAGAAAAGGAAGAGGAAGAGGAGAAGACAUUAAAGUCUGUGAUUGCUGGAAAGACCUCAAGCAGCUCUGCUUGUGAUGGAAAGAAGGAUGAUGGAAAGAAGAAAGGAAAAGUCAUUGAGGAAGAUGAAGAACCUUCAGCUCAAGAUGAGCUAGAUGAUCUUGAUGAACAUCUAGCAUUUCUUGCCAGAAAAUUCUCCAAACUCAAAUUCAAAAGAAAUGCUGUCAGCUCUAGACCAUUCAACAGAGGAAAUCAAUCUAAAUCAUCUGGUAUGGUUGAUAGAUCAAAAUUCAAAUGCUUCAAUUGUGGUCUACCUGGACAUUUCUCUAAUGAGUGUAGAAGACCUUCUGCUGAAAAGAAAGGAUCCUCCUCAGAGAAUGUAGACUACAGAAGAAAAUAUUUUGAUCUAUUCAAGCAAAGCAAGGAAAAGGCAUUCAUAACUGAGGAUGGUGACUGGGCUGCUGAUGAAGGUGAUUCCGACACUGAGGAGCAUGUCAAUCUUGCUUUGAUGGCAAUUGGAGAUGAUGCUGAUUAUUCCACCACCAGCAAUGGACAGGUAAAAAUAACCAACACAGCUGAUCUCACUAAAUCUGAAUGUAAACAAAUCAUUGAUGACAUGUCUAAUGAAAUCUAUAACCUUAGAGUCUCUCUUAAAUCUCUAACAAAAGAAAAUGUUAGAAUUAAAGGGACUAAUGAUUUGCUUGCUGAGAAAAAUGGAAAGCUUGAAACUGAAUUAAUCCAAAUGGAUAAAUUCAAAAAGGCUUCUGAGCUUGCCAAGGAUGAGUUGUUGGCUGUUCUAAAGAGAGAAGAGAUUCUCAAAAAGCAAUUGGAAAGGGAACAAGAGAUUAUUGCUAAAUGGAAGGACUCUAGAAAUGUUCUUGAGAACAUGUGCUCCACACAAGUUCUUGAGGAAACUUGUAAGAGUGCCUGGAGAAAGAACAAAAAAAUGUUGGAUGAAUUUGAUCUCUUAGUGGAUAGUGAUCAUCCAUUGAUAGAUUCUCAAUCAAUGGAUGAAAGCUAUCCAUCGAAGAAUCAAACAGCAGUUGAUGAAAACAAACUCAAAAAGUUGGAUAAAAAAUAUGGGCCCAUCAAUAAGAACUUUGUGAAGGAAUCUGGUAGUUCCAAGAAGAUUGAAAAAGAAGGGAUUGGUCAUGGUGAAGAAAAGAUGGAAGUUGGAAAAGGGAAGAAGAAGAGUUCUAGGAAUGGCAAAGUUGGGAUCAACAAAAAGAAUGAUUACACUCCUGACAAACAUGCUGUCAGAAAAACCUGUUCCAAAUGUGGUAGUGUUAAUCAUCUUGCUGUUAAUUGCAAAAAUGCUCUAUUUGAUCAUUGCAUGUCUAAUUCUAUGAUGAACUCUCAUAUGUCAUACAUGCCUAUGUUUCCUCCUACCUCCAUUCAAUAUGCUAAUAUGCCCUUCAUGCCUAAUCCAUUCUUUAAUGCUUUUAACAUGUCUGCCAUGCCUAAUUAUCAUGACAGUAUGAAUCAUGCUUAUACAAAUCAAUUUUCUGUGAACUCUACUAAUGUUGGUUCCUCUAACUCUGCUGUGAUGCCUAAAGUUAAGAAAAUUAACUCUGAGGAUGAAGUUGUUUCUAAACCUUCUAAAUCCAAAGAGAAUAACUCUUCUAAACCUAAGGGAGGUAGAAAGAAUCUGUGGUAUCUUGAUAGUGGAUGCUCAAGACACAUGACUGGAGAUUCUACCCUGCUCAGCAAUUUUGAGGAGAGAGCUGGCCCAAGUAUAACCUUUGGAGAUGACAGCAAAGGAUUCACCUUGGGAUAUGGCAUAAUUUCAAAAGGGAAUGUCAUCAUUGACAAUGUUGCACUAGUGAAAGGGCUUAAGCACAAUCUGCUUAGCAUCAGUCAACUAUGUGACAGAGGACAUCAAGUUUGGUUCUCAACAGAAGCCUGUGUUAUCUCUGAUAAGAAAGAUAACAAAGUGGUUUUAACUGGAAAUAGAAAAGGAAAUGUCUACAUAGCUGAUUUCAACUCAACAAGUGCAGAUUCUCUUACUUGCUUAUUCAGCAAAGCAAGCUUGGAUGAGAGUUGGCUGUGGCAUAAGAAAUUAUCUCAUUUAAACUUCAAAGCUAUGAAUGAUCUUGUGAGAAAAGAUCUUGUUAGAGGACUGCCAAAAUUGGAAUUUUCCAAGGAUGGUCUGUGUGAUGCUUGCCAAAUUGGAAAGCAAAGAAAGUCCUCUUUCAAAAGCAAACUAAAAUCAUCAAUUGAUAGACCUCUACAGCUUCUACAUAUGGACUUGUUUGGACCAGUCAACAUAAUGUCCAUUUCAAAGAAAAAGUACUGUCUGGUGAUUGUGGAUGAUUUUACAAGAUUUACUUGGACUUAUUUUCUUCACUCCAAGGAUGAAGCAAGUGAAAUCAUCAUCAAUCAUAUCAAGAUAGUUGACAACAUUGAUCCAGGAAGAAAAGUUUCAAGGAUCAGAAGUGAUAAUGGGACUGAGUUCAAAAACUCUGAGGAGGUCAAACCAUCAACAACAGAUUACCAACGGACUACCAACUAA
Daucus carota subsp. sativus is the source of this 2976-nucleotide messenger RNA. RefSeq lists its product as uncharacterized. The record is from RefSeq and is a predicted model, not a curated record. Gene Ontology annotation, molecular function: nucleic acid binding; zinc ion binding. Gene Ontology annotation, biological process: DNA integration. Lineage: Eukaryota; Viridiplantae; Streptophyta; Magnoliopsida; Apiales; Apiaceae. The coding region runs from base 1 to 2976 and encodes 991 amino acids. The transcript is spliced from 5 exons.